AGAGAGAGAAAGAGGGGAGGAGCAAGACAUUGAAUCUCUGCCUCACAUUCAGCUCCAGUGUUGGAGUAAUCAGACACUCGCAGGUGAACUUCCUGCCAGGUUCAAGCUGAACAGAGAGAGAGGGAGUGGUUAGAAGAGCAAGGUAAUCAAACCUGCGUAACUCCUUCACUCUUCCUAACUUUCUCCGGGGGAAACACAAGCGUGGAUGCACAGACAGAACAGGAAGUGCCAUGCUGCCUCAUUCUGGGACUGUUUAAAGGAGAAGCCUGGAGUUUUCCUUCUGCUGCCUGAGAAACUUCAGACUCUCUGUUUUCUUUUUCUCACUUGAGGAUCGCUGUGUGUUUGGAUUACUGGAUUUACUGUAAAUGCUGAACAAACCAACCUAAACAACGUUCCAGAAGUGCUGACACACAAGUGAAGUGUUCAGAACAGGAGCGAGAGAGAGAAACCGGGGAUUUUCACAAACAAAAACCUUUUGUUUGCUCGAGUCAGUGAAACUGGAGCGCAGGCAGGUUGAAGUAAAACUAGAGAUAGAGUUUAUACCUCACUGAAGGCCUGUUUGCAACUAUAAAGAUUAAUAUCUAUCAGCAUGUGCUGUAUUUGUGUCGUCUACUGCUUUAAAUGCUCCAGCUCUUCAGAGCAGGAUGGAUUCUGAUUGGCUGUCAAUGUUUUCAUCAUUCAUCAGCUGGAAAAUAUCGUUGUGAAAGUGAUAUUGCUAUUCUUUUACAUUUAGAAUGAUUUUUAAGACUAAAUCAUUAUCGUCUUUGGUGUGAACGGGUGUUUAUGCAGUUAUAGCAUUUCACUUCAUAGGAUUCGAUGUAAACAGGAAUAUGGAUCCAGUCAGUAGAAGGUCAGAUCAGUCAUCGGCUGUGUUGACGUCAUUUCGAACACUUCCUGAUGAAGAUUCAAGUCCUAAUGGUCACAUUGAUGCACUAGACCCUUUAAGCCCAAAAUCUGGAGAAGAAAAGUUGGAGCAAGACUCGCUGGGAUGCUUUCAGCCUUCAUGGACGUCGUCGGAUCCAUUUCUAGUGCAGGUAACCAGAGUGGAGACGUACGUCGACGAUGAGGAGGACGCAAAGAGUGUCCAGGGAAGGUCCAGCGAAGGUCAGGAACCUGAAUCUCAAAACCUUCCAACUGCUGUUGACGGAGAACGUGAGGAGAAACGCGAGAGCCUAGUGGAGAGAUCGCUCAAAGACGCUUCGGUUCUGAGCCGGACGGGCUUGUACGGAAAGCUCAACCGGUCACUGGAUCUCUCGUCCCGCGUGUCGGACGAUUCCAGGAAAGAAACGCGUUCUUCGAGCCUUCGUACGACCUCAGACGUCAGCAGCUGGAGACGAUCAGUGCCUCUUAGCACAACUUCACCAGGUGAGGACGUCUCCAUCGCUGAUCAUCAAGAAGGGAAUUCGGGAACCGAUCAAACAGGAGAUUCAGUCUCUUCAUUCUCAGGUCUUCAGACGGAGACAAAAGGCCUUUCAGAGACGGUCUCAAGUGUGCCGGACAACAAACCGCACAAAACCGGCGACAAAUACCAGCUGCCCGCUCUGUUCAGCGGCCUGCGUGUGCUGAAGAAAGGAGCGGUGGGAGACGAGAGGGAGACGCUCUCAGAGAUCAAACAGCGUGACGGGGACCGAGCGCUGCUAAAUCUCAAACAGCGCGUCAACAAAGCCAAAGUCGAACAGCUCACCGGCACCAGCGUUGCGAAAAAGAAAAACGAACCCAGAAAUUUGUCUGAAAUCACCAGUUUGUUACAGAAAGCCACCCACGGUGAAACCACACGAGAGGAAUCUGUGGACCCGCCUGAACUGACCGCCGGAAAUACGGUCUGCAGUGGUAAAGCAGUGACUGAUUCUACUUACGAUGCUUUAAAGUCCAAAUUAUUCAGCUCUAAACCUGCUAAAAAGGAUCUCGUGGAGACGGCACUGGACCUGGACGCUGUCAAGAGGAAGAAGAAGAAUGAUAAAGAGCUGCUGAGAUCCAUCUUUGAGAGACAGUCGAGCAAAGCUCCAGUCACUGACGUCAAGAGCCCGACCGAGGUCAAAUCUGAGGUCACGUCUCCGUCCGAUGGUGAGGACCGAACGCCUGGACGUCUGCAGGCUGUCUGGCCUCCGCCCAAAGAGGAUGGCGAGGAGAAGGUCGGACUGCGUUACACUGAAGCAGAGCACCAGGCCGCCCUCCUUCAGCUGAAGAGAGAGUGUAAAGAGGAGCUGGAGAAAAUGCAUGCGGAUUUCGAGCUACGGCUUUUCCAGGUUCGAGGCGAGCAUGCGGAGACCGUGGCCCGUUUGGAGUCUGUCAUCGACAGGAUGCAGCGGGAGCAGGCAUGUAGCUCCGUACGGGAGCGCGGUGAGCUGCAGGAGGUGUGUGUCUCCACCGAAGAUGACCUGCCGCCCAAAAGCUUCCGCAAUGUGUGCGUCCAGACCGACCGCGAGACCUUCAUCAAAACCCCCGAGGGUGAAGAAACAAGACCAGCGCUGAACACCAGCUCCAACCUCCCCAAAAAACUGAACCUGGACUCCAUCAGCGUGAGUUUGGGUGUGAGCCCAGGAGCUCCUCCUCCACCUCCUCCUCUUCCAGGUAGCUCCGCCCCCCUUCUUCCUCCUCCCCCUCCUCCGCCCUUACCUGGGCUCGCACCUGCCCCGCCCCCACCUCCACCUCUGCCAGGAGCACCUCCUCCUGCCCCGCCCCUUCCAGGCGCACAUGCCCCGCCCCCACCACCGCCCCUCCCUGGAGCUCCUCCUCCUCCUCCGCCCCCACCUGGUCUACCUGGAGCCCCGCCUCCUCCACCCAUGCCGGGCUUUGGCGGCCCACCUCCGCCUCCGGCUUUCGGCUGGUCAGGAUUCGGACAGGCGGCUGAGAAAGCGCCGCGUAAGCCUGCGGUGGAACCGGCCUGCCCCAUGAAACCGCUCUACUGGAGCCGCAUUCAGAUUCAGGACAACAAUAAUAACACGCUCUGGAGUUCACUGGAAGAGCCUGAUAUCAUAAACACCAAAGAGUUUGAGGAUCUGUUCUCUAAAGCCGCCGUACAAGCCAAGAAGAAACCGCUGUCAGACACGUAUGAGAAGAAGAACAAAGCCAAAAAGAUCAUCAAGCUGCUGGAUGGCAAACGCUCUCAGGCCGUGGGAAUAUUAAUAUCCAGCCUCCACCUGGAGAUGAAGGACAUUCAGCAUGCUGUUCUGACGGUGGAUCACUCUGUGGUGGAUCUGGAGACCAUCGAAGCUUUAUAUGAAAAUAGAGCUCAGACUGAUGAACUGGAGAAGAUCAGGAAACAUUACGAGACGUCUAAAGAAGAUGAAGUGAAACUCCUGGAUAAACCUGAACAAUUCCUGUACGAACUCUCCCAGAUUCCGGAUUUCGCCGGUCGUGCUCACUGCAUCAUAUUCCGGACGGUGUUUAUGGACUCCAUAUCUUCUGUCCAUCGUAAGGUGGAGACCAUCUCUACUGUGUGCAAGGUGUUUCUUGAGAACGAGAGUGUGAAGGAUGUGAUCGGUCUCAUUUUAGCCUUUGGAAACUACAUGAAUGGUGGAAACAGAACCAGAGGACAGGCGGAUGGAUUCGGACUGGAGAUUCUUCCUAAAUUAAAAGAUGUCAAGAGCAGGGACAAUCGUAUAAGUCUGGUGGAUUAUGUGGUGUCUUACUACCUGCGAAACAUGGACGAGAACGCAGGAACAGAGAAAAGCGUUUUCCCGCUGCCUGAACCUCAGGAUCUCUUCCACGCUGCACAGGUCAAGUUUGAAGAUCUCGCAAAAGACCUUCGCAAGUUAAAGAAAGAGCUGACAGCGUGUGUGAAGGAGGUUCAGCAGGUGUGUGAGAACUCGUCUGACGAACAUCUGCAGCCCUUCAAGGACAAGAUGGAGACCUUCAUCAGCACGGCACAAUCAGAGUACGCGGCUGAAGAUGAGCAGCUGCAGGCGGUACAGAACAGUUUCCAGGAAACGGUGACGUACUUUGGGCUCAAGCCCAAGUCUGGCGAGAAGGACGUUUCUCCAAACUACAUCUUCAUGCUGUGGUACGAGUUCUGCAACGACUUCAAGAGCACCUGGAACCGUGAGAAUAAAAACAUCUCCAAAGAGAGACUAAAAGAAGCUCAGAAAACAGUCCAGAAAAUCACAGCGGAGAAGAAAGUGGAGACGAAGAAGAUCAACGAAAACAGUCUGAGCGACUGCGGAAGAAAGAGGCCGGCGUGUCGUCCAGCUGAAAACACCGAGAUCAGCAUCUCAUCACAGAAACACGCCCGUCCGUCAGGGUCUGAGACCUGCAGCACACGGGACACAGACCUCAGAUCAGUUCUGACGGUGUUUGACAUCAUCAGACACCCUGAGAACCUCAGAGAAACGAAAGGAAGGCUCAUCUGACCUGCGGCGCUCGACAGACCUUCAGUAAGGAGAGAAAAGCCUCAUUAAACACUUUAAAUGGCUGAAAUCAGCGUCUCAUCAGCAGUGCCUCAAAACACGCUCGUAAAACACAUGAAGGGCCAACAUCUCUGUAUUCAUACUUGAACAGAAAAUCACCCGCUUCGCUGGUUUCUGAAGUCCUCGGCCUUGUCGUUUCACCAGUUUCCUUUUGCCAAACUUAUACUUGAUGACGUGUGAAGCACUUUUACACACUAUGCAACAAUAUCCUGCGUUUAGAAGAGUGAAUGUGCGAAUCAUAUCCAUGUACAUCUGAGAAUAUGAUGAGACAUGAAUCAUAUUUCCCUUCAGUGAGUGUGUCUGUAUAUUUGAUGACAUUUUGAUGUGUAAAUGAGCGAAUGACCUUCUAUAAGCCCUAUUUAUUCACUGAAUGACGGUUUUAUUAAGGAAUAUGAUGUUAUGAGGAUAUAGUUUCUCUGUGAGUUUAUAUCUGGAGAAUUCUCUAAUUUAUCCAGUUAUUUUAAAUGUGUUUAAACACGCCAAAACUACAGGAACAUUAUUACUGUCAGAUUUCUUUUUUUUUUUUUUUAUUUGAUUUUAUUUUUGUGAUACUUUUACAUUUAUUAGGUGCAAUAAACUUUCUCCUAAAGAUUCUCAAAACUCAAA
Molecule: messenger RNA, 5012 nt
Organism: Ctenopharyngodon idella (grass carp)
Lineage: Eukaryota; Metazoa; Chordata; Actinopteri; Cypriniformes; Xenocyprididae
Product: formin-1
Exons: 17
Coding region: 831-4349 (1172 amino acids)
Biological process (GO): actin nucleation
Cellular component (GO): cytoplasm; actin filament; endoplasmic reticulum membrane
Molecular function (GO): microtubule binding
Source: RefSeq, a predicted model, not a curated record